This is a messenger RNA of Capronia epimyces CBS 606.96, 387 nucleotides long. RefSeq lists its product as uncharacterized. The record is from RefSeq and is a predicted model, not a curated record. The transcript has 2 exons. Lineage: Eukaryota; Fungi; Ascomycota; Eurotiomycetes; Chaetothyriales; Herpotrichiellaceae. The coding region runs from base 1 to 387 and encodes 128 amino acids.
AUGAGCACUCAAGACCGACUGCGCGCCUACCGCCAUCUUUACCGGGCCGCGCUCAAAGCUGUCUGCUACGCGAGCCCAGCACGCUACGAGGUUCGAGACAUCCUUCGCGAGUCAUUCCGUUCCUCUCCGGCGACGAGCUUCAAUUCGCGACGGGUCGAGAACACGCUGCUUUUCCUUAAAAAUGCGGGCUUAUAUAACGGCUACGAGCACAAGAUCCUCAAGAACCUGUUGCACCUCAAGUUCUUCCGGGAUAGAAGAUUCGACAAACAAUUGCUUAGAAGAUCGAACAGCGACUACGCAAUAGAGGCACGAAAGCACAUCUGGCUUCAAUACCGCGCCACGUUGACGAUGCUGAACGAGAGCCUGGAUAUUUGUCUCGCGUUCUAG